UACAAAGCCUCGCUCCUGUUGUCGUCCUCCCCCCCACCCUCCCCUCCCCCCCUCUCCGCUCUCCCCUGCUCCCUCCAUUCCUGCUGCUUCUUCUUCUUCUUCUUCCGCUUCCUCUUCUUCUUCUGCUGCUGCUGCUGCUGGCCUUGUUCCCUCCUCCGUCGAUCGCAUCGCAUCGCCUAGCCUCGCUACGCCUCAGUGAAGGCAGGGAGAUACUUCCAGCGGUGUAAAGAUGGCGCUGGAGGUAACACAGAUACUUUUAAACGCUCAGUCUCCUGAUGGAACGGUCAGGAAGAUUGCCGAGGAUAACCUUAAGCAGUAUCAAGAGCAGAAUCUCUCUGCCUUUUUGGUAUCUCUAUCUCAUGAACUUGCCAAUGAUGAUAAGCCGCCUGAGAGUCGAAGGCUGGCUGGUUUGAUCCUCAAAAACUCGCUGGAUGCUAAGGAAAGUUCUCGGAAGCACGAACUCGUGACAAGAUGGGUGGCCUUAGACUCUACUGUGAAGGCUCAAAUCAAGCCUGCUCUUUCUCAAACUCUCUCCUCCAUGGUGGCGGAUGCUCGUCACACAGCUGCGCAAGUUAUCGCUAAGAUUGCUGCUAUUGAACUGCCUCAGGGCGAUUGGCCUGAGCUUGUGGGGUCACUUUUGGCCAACAUGGGGGGCCCUCAAGUAGAGCAACCCUCACAUCUGAAACAGGCAACACUAGAAGCUCUUGGCUAUGUCUGCGAGGAGGUUUCUGCGGAGAUCCUUGCUCAAGAGCAGGUGAAUUCUAUCCUGACUGCUGUGGUCCAGGGAAUGAACUCAUCCGAGACGAGUAACGACGUCCGACUUGCAGCCACUCACGCUCUGUACAAUGCUCUUGACUUCGCGCAAACGAAUUUCGAGAACGACAUGGAACGUGACUACAUCAUGAGGAUGGUUUGUGAGGCCACGCUCUCACCUGAUGUUCGAGUUCGUCAGGCCGCAUUUGAAUGUUUAGUAUCCAUUGGAUCUACGUACUAUGACAAGCUCGCACCGUACAUACAAGACAUUUUCGCCAUCACUUCUAAGGCAGUCAAGGAAGAUGAGGAGCCGGUUGCACUUCAAGCCAUCGAGUUUUGGAGCUCUAUUUGUGACGAAGAAAUUGAGAUUCAGGAAGAUUACAAUGUUGAUUUUUCUGGUGACUCGGAGGUGCCGUAUUUCCAGUUCAUCAAACAGGCAUUGCCUGCUUUAGUCCCUAUGUUGUUAGAAACUCUUACAAAACAAGAAGAGGACCAGGAUUUGGAUGAAGGGGCGUGGAACUUGUCCAUGGCCGGUGGGACGUGUCUGGGUCUGGUCGCUCGUGCCGUCGGGGACGAUAUUGUGCCUCUGGUCAUGCCCUUUGUAGAACAAAAUGUCUCAAAUCCAUUGGAUUGGAGAUGUCGUGAGGCGGCCACAUACGCUUUUGGUUCCAUUCUUGAGGGUCCUUCUUUGGACAAGCUGACUCCUCUUGUAAAUCUUGCGCUCAACUUCAUGUUGAGUGCAAUGAAAGAUGUAAAUAAUCACGUCAAGGAUACUACAGCAUGGACGUUGGGAAGGAUCUUUGAGUUCCUUCAUGGACCUUCGCUUGAGCCUCCAGUUAUCACCCCAACCAAUCUGCCCUUGAUCAUUGCUGUGCUUCUCGAGAGCAUCAAUGAUACACCUAACGUGGCUGAGAAGGUUUGUGGAGCAAUUUAUUUCCUGGCACAGGGUUAUGAGGACGGUGGGCAGUCAUCCACUCCUCUUUCUCCUUACUUCCCGAAAAUCCUGGAAGCUUUGUUGGCUGCGACGGCGAGAGAGGACAGCGUAGACUCUCGGCUUCGAACUUGUGCAUAUGAGACUCUAAACGAAGUUGUGAGAAUAUCAACGGAUGACACUGCCCCAAUCGUUGUGCAGUUAGUGCCUGUGAUUAUGGAGAAACUCAAUCAAACUUUGGAAAUGGCCGUGCUUUCUUCUGACGAUCGGGAGAAGCAGAUUGAACUGCAGGCUCUUCUCUGUGGUGUUCUCCAGGUCAUCAUUCAAAAGUUGGGUGCAUCUGAGCUCACAAAGUACGGCGUCGUACAGUUUGCCGAUCAGAUGAUGGGUCUGUUCCUCCGCGUCUUUGCUUGCCGAAGUGCCACAGUCCACGAGGAAGCUAUGCUUGCAAUCGGAGCUUUGGCAUAUGCAACGGGUGCUGAAUUCGGAAAAUACAUGAGCGAAUUUUACCGGUACUUGGAAAUGGGUCUUCAAAACUUUGAAGAAUAUCAGGUGUGUGCUGUUACAGUUGGUGUGGUCGGGGAUAUCUGUCGCGCCUUGGACGAGAAGGUGCUCCCCUACUGUGAUGGAAUUAUGACCCAGCUUCUGAAGGACUUAUCAAGCAAUCAGUUGCAUCGCUCAGUGAAGCCACCCAUUUUCUCAUGCUUCGGGGAUAUCGCCCUGGCUAUCGGGGAGCACUUUGAGAAAUAUUUGAUUUACGCAAUGCCCAUGCUCCAAGGAGCUGCAGAGCUUUCUGCCCAACCUACAGCUGGUGAUGAUGAAAUGACCGAUUACAGUAACCAGCUACGCAGUGGUAUUUUGGAGGCAUACUCCGGUAUUUUCCAAGGUUUCAAGUCAAACAAGGCGGACUUGAUGGCACCUUAUGCUGCGCAUAUUCUGCAAUUUAUUGAGAACGUUUAUCAGGACAAAGACAGGGAUGAUGUGGUGACGAAGGCUGCAAUUGGAGUUAUGGGUGAUUUGGCUGAUACGCUUGGAGCCAAUGCUGCGGCUUUGUUUCAAUGUACAGUAUUCUAUAAAGACUUCCUUGAUGAAUGCAUUUCUUCAGAUGACCAGCAGCUGAAAGAGACAGCUGAGUGGGCUCAGGGCACAAUCACACGCAUUCUAUCUGGUUGAUAGGAAUGUUUCGGAUUGGAGGUCGAAUACAUCCCAGUUGUUCCAUAUGUGAUUGAUUGAGAAUUGUUGCACACAUUUAGGAGAUAGUGGAGGCAUUUUGCGCGGUAGUCGAUGAUAGUAUAUUUGCGGGGGUUUCAAUGUGUUAACGAACACAGACUCGGACUCUACGGGGUGGUUCGCGUCGUUUGAAUCUCUUUUGGCCUGGGUACCUGUGCUCGUUUCGGAGAGGAUAUCCUUCAUUGAAGCUAAUGUUUAGAAUGAAGAGGAGCUACCUUGUUCAAGUAUCUAGUCUGGACAAUGUCCAGCCAAAGUAGAAAUCUUUGAUUCUCAGUUGUAGCACAGGUGGAGGCAGGAGCAGUUCAUUUGACUGUCUCCUUGAGGUUUGAUUUGGAAUUCAUCGCAUUGCUAAUGCUAAGCAUGUUCUGUACACGUAAAUGCUUCUAGUGUUCGGGAUGAACUUAUUAGCAUAUUUGUGACAUCCGAGACUUCCUGGGACUUAACGUGGAAUAUUUUGUAGCUAGGAACAGAUGUCAUAUAAGCUGUACCUCUGAACAGGAAUAGGUUCAAAGGAUAUGUGGCAGUUGUUUUUGUUCAUACUGCGUCUUGCGUUUCAAGUAAAACCGAAGGUUUAUUUAUUUA
This is a messenger RNA of Physcomitrium patens, 3496 nucleotides long. RefSeq names its product importin subunit beta-1. Gene Ontology annotation, biological process: protein import into nucleus. The record is from RefSeq and is a predicted model, not a curated record. Gene Ontology annotation, molecular function: small GTPase binding. NCBI's taxonomy places the organism in Eukaryota, Viridiplantae, Streptophyta, Bryopsida, Funariales, Funariaceae.